AUGAACGUCAACAAGCGACGAAGAGUACAGACCAGAAGAUGCGAGAAGCUCGAGGAUUUACAGGGGAAUUCGAAGAAAGCCACGUUUUUGGACCAAGGCUACCAACGAUAUGUAUUGGACAUGCUUCCGCCGGAAGUCCUGGAGACGAUUCUACGACUACUACCUUUUCAUGAUGUGGCCACCUCCGUGCGUUUAGUUUCCAGACACUGUUCGACAGCUGCCGCGACCGUGUUGAACAGCGCGUUCCUUGCGUUUGGCCCGAGGCUGGACAACUUAAUAGAUCGCAGCGAUAGUGUGUUAAAACACGCGAAAACGAAUGCCGCGCUUUUGGUCCAAAGCAAAGCCCUGAACGCUUUGGCGAUGAUCAAGGCGCAGUACAAAAUGCUAAGAGCCGUCACGUGGCGAUACACGCAUCCGCCGACGAACCAACAGAAAUUCCCACGUCUUUGUUUUUACGCGGGAAGACUGCUCGACGAGCUGAACGAGCUACUCAGAACCAUCGCGAACUUGUCCAUCGCCAACUCUAGCCUGAUGGAUUCCAUCGCCUGUUUCGUUACCGUUUGCAAACGGUUCAUGAACUUCUUCGAGAAGGUCUCCGAACGCAAGUUGAACAGAUCGGCGCUGAUCUCCGGAUGCAAAAUCGUGGAUGUUCUGGACUGCCUCGUGGACGGCAGGCAGGUGUUAUUUUUCAAAGUGACGCCGAAGGCGGGAGUCACCAGCAAGACCGUCACCAUGAAACUUCGAUACGUGAUAAAACACGCUUGGUUCACGUGUCUGGAAAUCACCAAGAACUCUAUGGACAACUCCUGGAGGGACGAGCAACGCUUCAUGUACCUUAGACUGCGUCGUUUGGUGGGCAGCGUGAACGAGCAUCUGUUCGAGAAUUUAUUUUACGAGCAUGAGCUACUUUUACAGGUGCCUUUGCCGCUUCGGUUGAGGCCACCGCCUGCUUCCACUUACUCGGGAUACGGGGAGUACGGUGGCCAGUUCUUUUACUACGGGAACAUGAACAAAUACGCGUACGAGAGCAAAUUCGUGCAUAGUUUAAACUCGUUGAACAAUACGCUCGAAACUAGACAGCAGCUGCGAAGGCCGCCGACCUUCGACUUGAUAAUCGAGGUAGAGUUCAAAUGUACGCCCGAGCUAGCGCCGCUCGCUGUUCGUAAAUUCUUGAAGCCCGACGAGUUCGAAGCGUACGAAACGAAAACGUCCAGGCACCAGCAGCUGUUCUUAAAAAUGAACGUAACUUGUCCCGCCUCGACGGCCAACAGAUUGCCGGGCAACUUCGUCUGGGAGCUGCACAGUCCACGACGUACACGUAAACAUUCGUAA
Colletes gigas is the source of this 1332-nucleotide messenger RNA. RefSeq lists its product as uncharacterized. Bases 1 to 1332 code for a protein of 443 amino acids. Gene Ontology annotation, molecular function: protein binding. The record is from RefSeq and is a predicted model, not a curated record. The transcript is spliced from 4 exons. NCBI's taxonomy places the organism in Eukaryota, Metazoa, Arthropoda, Insecta, Hymenoptera, Colletidae.